Molecule: messenger RNA, 349 nt
Organism: Cutaneotrichosporon oleaginosum
Lineage: Eukaryota; Fungi; Basidiomycota; Tremellomycetes; Trichosporonales; Trichosporonaceae
Source: RefSeq, a predicted model, not a curated record
AUGUUCGUUCGCUCCGCGCGUACUCUCGCUGUCGCCUCGCGCACCCCCAUUGCCAACAACUCGGCUGUCGCUGGUCGUCGCUGGACGUCGAUUGAGCACCGUGGCGGCAAGUCUAAGCUCAUCUACCGCUUUGGCAUGAAGGACAUCCCGGUCGAGUUGUACCCUCUCGGCUUCGUUGUCUCCAUGGCCGUCGUCGGUGGUGCUAUUGCCGUCGGUCGUCACUUUGUUGUCGACAAAGAGCUGCGUCUCAGGCGCUCUGGCGGCAGCCCGGACAUCAACAAGAGCUCCUAAGUUUCCCCGGAGGCGAUCACAAAGUGAACAGCGAAUUACGAAGAAGCACUGCAAGAAG